AUUGGUUCGUAAGGAGGUUCAGAAUGCAACAUGCUGCAAGGUUGGCGGUUAGAGAGCCGUUGCUAUCCAUUCCCACCAAGCUCCGAGAGCUUGUGUCGCCAUCUCUUGAACCCCCGCAUUUCGCACCACCGUAGGAACCUGCCCAAGAAGGACCAGAGGUUGUGCAACUGCGUGCCCAACGGUAUCGUACUCAACCUGGAAUAUACAUGUCUUACAUAGGACCAACGUGGCCGUAUCUGGGUGAUUCGAGAUGACCUUUAGUGACGGUAUCAAUGCGCUCCUUGAAACUUACUCGAACUGCCUUGCCCUGCUGAAGGCGUUUCGCCAAAGUCGGAAGGAGAGCAGCACAGCCGAUAUUCAGCAUCAGCAGUCCGCCCUGCGGAGAUCUUUGAAGUCAGACCGGUCCCUGGUUAAGCGCGCGUACUCAUCGAAGUUGUCCGAGUCGGGGAGCCGCUUUAAGAAGGGCGAUGAAGCUCGGGCCAUCUCGGCACUGGAUCGUGUCCUCAGGAAGCUGAGGAGCGCAAUCAGGGACCUGCUCCGCCUCCCUGGCAAGAAAGAGACCCUGGACUUGGACUACGAAUCGCUCAUGUCCCUGUCGAAUGCUUCUAGAGUCGAAGCAAUCAAGGCCAUCGACAGCCUGUCCCGUCGACUGGCUAGCCCAUCUCGAUCAUCUGGCUUUAUAUCGACGUCGUCGAGAACUUCCCCGAGCGCAACGUCGCCAUCCAGGCACAAACGCCGGCCAUCGCCUAAUGCAGAAGACGGACCCUCUGCAAAAGCCAGCAAGGGGGAAGGGUCACAGACCUCAAGCAAAAAGUCAUCACCGACGACCAAAGGUGGGGAAAAGGCGGCAAGCAGGCAACAGAAGCUGGCUCCCGAAAAACUUCGAAAGAUUCCACAACCGUCAUCUCCGCCUUCGCCGCCCCCCAAGGCUCUGGGGAUCCAGCCGCAGCGGCAGAUACCCAGGCUGAGGAGCGGGGAUUCGCUGGACCCGGAGGCGGCUGCGGCUCACAGGAUAUCCAUCAUGUCGUUCUCGUCGGAUAGCACCAAGUUGGGGCAGAUCCCGCAGCGGAAAUUGAGAUCCGUCUAUGUGGGCAUGACUGACCCGGAUGGUGAUGAGUACAAUGUACGGCCAGUGUUUCCGUUGAAGCCGUAUACCGUGGAGGUGAAGGAGCGGAGAUUCUGGGGCUUGUUCGGCCGGCGGCGCGAGGGUUGAGCGUCUGUCAGCUGAUUGUUGGUGAGUAGACUAGAAUGGUAUUUCUUGACGAGGUCAAUAGUGUCUACUUUCCAAUCCGUAAUGCUGGUGUUGAGGAACUCGUACAUGU
Messenger RNA from Canariomyces notabilis, 1322 nucleotides. RefSeq lists its product as uncharacterized. The transcript has 2 exons. The record is from RefSeq and is a predicted model, not a curated record. NCBI's taxonomy places the organism in Eukaryota, Fungi, Ascomycota, Sordariomycetes, Sordariales, Chaetomiaceae. Bases 251 to 1213 code for a protein of 320 amino acids.